AUGCAGAUUGCAUCAGUAUUGCAUUAUACACCAGUAAAUGUGUAUAGUAACAGUUGUGCUUCACCAGUUUAUUACUCGAAUGAAGUGAUGAUGAGAAUUUUCCUUGCGCUAACUAUUUCAGUGGCUUUGGGAAGGCCUUUACAAGUACAAGCCCAGCAAUGUGGAGUGAAUAAUCUACCAUCGUACAGGGACCCUGGCAACAACAUUCCUAGGAUACAAUACAGACAUCAGGUGUUGAUCCCUAGUUACAACUUCACCUGCUGUGGUGUAGUGACACAGUGGGGGGCGUACGUAGAGCCUGGGGAUAGUAAUGACUCACCAAUGAUCUACAACGCCACUUUUCAAGUAUGGAGACCGGACGGUAAUGGCAAUGGUGUCUACACAAUGGUGGGAGAAAAUGUCUACCUGAAUGCUAUACAAUCAUUCAUUGAGUUUCAACCUGGCGAUGUGGUCGGGUAUUAUUUGGACAGUACAAGGGAAUCAAAUAAUAUGGGAGUGCAGCUAGAUGUUAGCAAUAGUAACCUGGAGGUGUACUACGGGCCACCUCAAGAGAGAGGCACUUUUGAUAUUAGAGCUGAAGGUGUGGAGGUAGAGGAUAGAGGAGCUCCUAUUCUAUUUGUGGGAGUUGGUGACAGCAGACCAUGUUCACCUGGUGCUACCACAGCCUCAGAAAGCAACAAUCCUCUAGCAGCUGUCCUCAUUUCAAGUCUGGCUGCAGCACUACUUCUGGCAAUCAUUGCAGCACUUGUUGUUGUCCAUAUUAUCGUAAGAGAGAGGAAGAAAAAACGACAAGAAGAGCAUGGAGAAUCCGUAGCCACACUGAAUGAAAUUAGCAGCUCUCUACCAGGGGACACGCCGACUACAGAUGACGGAGACACACCCACUGCAGAUGGUGGGGACACACCCACUACAGAUGACGGGAAUAUACAGGCAGCAAAUUCAUUGUUCUCUGAUCAAGAUGCUCACACAAAUGGAACUAUACCUCUGUGCUCUAACAAUGCGUACGAUGUCAACAACUCUAACCCUCCGAACGACCAAAUCUCCCUCCACUCUAACGAUGCGUACGAUGUCAACAACUCUAACCCUCUGAACGACCAAAUCUCCCUCCACUCUAACAAUGCGUACGAUGUCAACAACUCUAACCCUCCAAACGACCAAAUCUCCCUCCACUCUAACAAUGCGUACGAAUUGAAGGAGGAAGCCGAGUACGAAGUGGUGAUGUAAAAGAAUACUUAGAAAAGUACGACUAGUAAAGUAGAGGAAAUGGAUCCCAGCAAUCAAACUGUCUAUACUGUUCGUUGUGUGCAUGUGAUCUGUUUUGUUGUGUGCAUAUGAUCUGUUUUGCGACAUGCAUAAAGUAUAAUGACUA
Messenger RNA from Halichondria panicea, 1369 nucleotides. RefSeq lists its product as uncharacterized. NCBI's taxonomy places the organism in Eukaryota, Metazoa, Porifera, Demospongiae, Suberitida, Halichondriidae. Gene Ontology annotation, molecular function: GTP binding. The coding region runs from base 1 to 1224 and encodes 407 amino acids. The record is from RefSeq and is a predicted model, not a curated record. The transcript is spliced from 4 exons. Gene Ontology annotation, biological process: SRP-dependent cotranslational protein targeting to membrane.